This is a messenger RNA of Plutella xylostella (diamondback moth), 1928 nucleotides long. RefSeq names its product neurotrimin. Gene Ontology annotation, cellular component: neuron projection membrane. Gene Ontology annotation, biological process: synapse organization. Lineage: Eukaryota; Metazoa; Arthropoda; Insecta; Lepidoptera; Plutellidae. The record is from RefSeq and is a predicted model, not a curated record.
CUGGCCAGUUGAGACUGCGGCGCCGUCACGGCCGCACGUCCCGUCCCGCCCCGUUUCAGCUGAACCAGUGGAAAAGUGUAGUGAAGUGAACCCAGCGUGGAGCGCACAUGCAGUGGACCAGACCUGACUAUUUUAAGUGCUUGUGAUUUUUCCCUACCGUCACCUUUUUACUGUGUGGUUAGUGUUGCGUGCGCCUAAGUGAGUUUUGAACACGUUCGUGAGAAGUCGUGGCUGCAGGACUGCAAUCACAAAAAUAGUUUCCGAUGCGGCAACUAUGUCCUUCUCAAGAAACACUGAACUCAGGACGAUGAUGUUAAAAAGUGCUAGAUUAGUGUUUUAAGUGAACAAAAAAGUUCCAAGAUGUGUUUCAAAGGCAAGAUUGGGUAGACAGAAAGCAAGAUGGCGCGGAGGGGGCUGGAGGGGGAACUACUGGGAUUGCUGCUGGCCUUGGCUUUCUGCAUCUUGUGUCCAGACUAUGUAUCAUCAGCCCAGCGCGAGCCGGGGAAGGGUAUCCCGGGCAACUCGACUGCGACGGCCGCGCCUUCGAACUCCGAUAACUCGAUUCGGUCAAACGCGGCGGCGGACGGCGCUAGGCCGACGCCGCGCACCGGACCUUACUUCGACCUAGCGGCGUCGAAGAAUGUCACCGCACUGCUUGGCAAAACGGCCUACCUCAAUUGCCGAGUCAAGAAUUUAGGCAAUAAAACUUUGAACAUGCAGGUGUCUUGGGUGAGGCACCGAGACAUUCACCUGCUGACGGUGGGGAGGUAUACCUACACCAGCGACCAGAGGUUCAGAGCCAUACACUUGCCGCACACUGAGGAUUAUACACUUCAGAUAAAAUAUCCUCAGCACAGGGAUUCCGGAAUCUACGAGUGUCAAAUAUCAACGACUCCACACAUGAGUCAUUUUGUACAUUUGAACGUUGUUGAACCAACAACGGAAAUCAUCGGCGGUCCAGACCUGUACAUAGACCGCGGCAGCACCAUCAACCUGACCUGCGUGGUGCUGUACUCACCAGAGCCGCCGGCGUACAUCUUCUGGAACCACAAUGACGCGAUCAUUAGCUACGACUCACCUCGGGGAGGUGUCUCGGUGGUGACCGAGAAGGGUGAGACGACAACAUCGUUCCUUCUCAUCCAGCAGGCGCGGCCGUCGGACUCGGGCACCUAUCAGUGUAACCCGAGCAACGCGCAAUCGAAAAGCGUUGUCGUGCACGUCCUCAAUGAAGCAAAUUCUAUUUUUCCUUUAUCAGGAGAGUAUCCUGCGGCCAUGCAGCGGGGCGGGCAGGCGUUCCUGCUGACGUCACCGGUGCACUGCCUCGUGCUGCUCGCCUGCCUGCUACUUGCCUUCUCCUGACAGCUCACCAUAGACAACCUGUAAAUAGAAGAAAAAGUUUUAUCCAAUAACGGCUGUUUAGACUGUGUAAACAGCCAGCAUUCGCUAUAGUGUGGGUUGUGUUAUGUACAAUGUAAUUUUUAACAUUCCCUGAACAAGUAGCUGAACUGCUUACCUAGUAUAGUUGUAAAAAGUGUAAUAUAUAAGGCGUUCAUUCUUGCGUAACUGUUUUUUGUAUCGAAGUACCUAAUAUUGUGACUCUUGUAAUUAUUCAUAUUGAUGUCAGGGAUAAUUUUACUGAAGUACCAUUUUAAAGGUUGAUAAAGUGUUGUGCCUGUUUUGAUGGCUAUGUCAACGAAAAAUCAGCGACUGUAAUUCACAUGAUCCUAUAAAAAAUAUAUCAGAGAAUCUAAACGUAGUACGAUGCCUAUGACUAUGCAAACAAUGUUUCUUCUAGGCAACAUUAUUAUACCAAAGACUUUUCAAUCAUAGGCAUGUGUCCUUUCAGCACAGUUUAAAAAACACAGUCGCUGGAAUGUCGCAGAUAUUUUGUAACGUGAAUGGAAACACAGAGUAAGAUAAAAUUACUC